This is a messenger RNA of Nelumbo nucifera (sacred lotus), 2206 nucleotides long. It is a transcript of the gene MGP2, whose product is annotated as MALE GAMETOPHYTE DEFECTIVE 2. NCBI's taxonomy places the organism in Eukaryota, Viridiplantae, Streptophyta, Magnoliopsida, Proteales, Nelumbonaceae. The record is from RefSeq and is a predicted model, not a curated record. Gene Ontology annotation, biological process: pollen germination; pollen tube growth. Gene Ontology annotation, molecular function: sialyltransferase activity.
CCCAAUUAAUGAAUUAAACGCAUUUCCUGGCAACGUCGCGAUUUUCCUUUUCCCUUCGAGAUCACUCAGAUAUCCAACUCGGUCGACUCGCUGCCAAGGGAUUAUGAGACCUCUCAAGGCCUCCUCCUCGAAUUACAGGCGACCCACUUUUCUGCUUCUCAUCUGUGCUGCAAUUGCUUUUUCCCUCCUUGUUCUCGCUAUUCAAACUUCCUUCUUCUCCGGAAACCGCAAAUACGAUCUGAACAGAGAGGAAAUUCGGACUCUAACUGAUUUUCAGACCAGUGUUCUGCAAUGCGUGGCAAACAGGGGUCUUGGGCUCACUGCACAAAUUGUUGACCACUGUAAAUUAGUCCUCAAAUUUCCCGAAGGCACAAACAGCACCUGGUACAAUGAACAGUUUAAAAUUUUUGAACCCCUCGAAUACAACUAUGAUGUUUGUGAGGCAAUUCUACUAUGGGAACAGUACCGUAACAUGACUACGGUUUUGACAAGAGAAUAUCUUGAUGCACGACCAGAUGGAUGGCUAGAAUAUGCAGCAAAAAGGAUUGCACAAUUGGGAGCAGAUAAAUGCUACAACCAUUCUCUUUGUGAGGAGCACCUCAAUUUGAUUUUACCAUCAAAGCCACCUUUUCAUCCCCGUCAGUUUCGGACAUGUGCAGUUGUUGGAAAUUCUGGUGAUCUUUUGAAGACAGAAUUUGGAGAGGAGAUUGACGAGCAUGAUGCAGUAAUACGGGACAAUGAAGCUCCUGUUAAUGAGAAAUAUGCCAAGCAUGUUGGUCUAAAGAGGGACUUCCGUCUUGUAGUAAGAGGUGCUGCACGCAACAUGGUUGCUAUUCUCAAUGGGUCUGAUGAUGAAGUUCUUAUAAUUAAAAGUUUGACCCACAGAGACUUCAAUGCAAUGAUAAAGACUAUCCCAAAUCCAGUUUAUCUGUUCCAAGGUAUUGUGCUUCGGAGAGGUGCUAAAGGAACUGGAAUGAAAUCUAUAGAAUUAGCACUUUCCAUGUGUGAUAUUGUUGACAUAUAUGGUUUCACAGUGGAUCCCGGCUACACAGAAUGGACCCGCUACUUCUCAACACCAAGAAAAGGGCACAAUCCACUGCAAGGAAGAGCCUACUAUCAACUCCUGGAGUGCCUUGGUGUUAUUAGAAUCCAUUCUCCCAUGAGAGCUGAAAGGAAGCAGGACUGGUCAGAUGUGCCAAGUAAAGAAAUGAUAAGGAAAGCUCACACUGCUGCACUUAAAUUAAAGAGAAGUCAAGCUGAUGAAGUUGGUGGGUUAGGACCUUUUGGUGGUUGUAAGGUAUGGGGUAAUGUGGGAGAGGAUAGUAAUGGACCCGUUUCAGGAUCUCCAGACAUGAGUGAGAGGCGAAAGAAUUCGAAUUAUAGUAAGUGGGAAUUAUUGCCCUUUGAGAGUCUUAGAAGAGAAGCACAAGAACACUAUAUUCAGAUGGGAGGUGUUUCUUUAUACAAAAUGGAUGGCAAUAAAUUGGAUGAUCUGGUCUGUGUCAGACACUCUUUGAAAUCAGAUGUACAGGGAAAAAGUUUUGGUUGAGAGUUGCAAGACACAACAGAAUUCAUGUAGCUACACUAAGUAGUUGGUACUAUGGGAUAUGGGAUAAACUUUUAUUGGUUGAUCUGGGGGGAGGGAGAGCCUCGGAUGGUUUCUUUUAUUGCAUUUUUUGUUGGUUUGAGUGAAACUCUUAUUUGGCAUCGUCAUCAGUUCUGGGAUCUGGGAAAAGUUAAUUCUUGGAUUUAGGGCUUUAUGUUUCAGUUGGGACUACUCCUAACGUGGUGCAGAAAGAGCUUUGGUACAAGUACAGAAAUCUCUUAUCAUUAGUUCAUGGUAGUAGCAUCUAUGGUUGCAAUGCUUUUUCAGCUCGCCUGUAAAAAACAAGAGGUAUGAGUGGGUAGGCUGCCAAAUCAAUAAGUGGAACGUGUUAUAUAAUUACAUUUGUCGAUGUAAGGCAUUGAAAUCGAGAUCUAGGGCAUUUUGCAAGGAAUAGGCUCGAGUCUUGAGCAGGGAAAAGAAUACUAUGGUAGUAUGGUGUCAAAUAUGAACUUUCCCCAUAAACAUUCUGGUGCUUAAACUAGUGAUUUUAUUUGUUUAUUUAUUUAUUUAUUAUUUUUGGUGAGAUUGAGAAUUUCUUUCCAAAACUCUAAACCCUUUAUUGUUGGCUGUCGCUUCAUAAGUUAAAGUACAUUCCAUCUA